AUGGGUAAGAAUGAGAAAGAAGCUGAAAUGAAAGAACUUGUAACAAUAGCAGUAAAGGUGAAGAAAAAGGCAAAAACAUCAAGAAUUGGAGUAACAACAGUGCUAACAAUGACAACGCUAAGCAUCAGUGCUCGUAAUUCCUUGCCCAAAGUAGCUUAUGCCACAGCUAUGGAUUGGUUUAUUGCGGUUUGUUAUGCAUUUGUGUUUUCUGCCUUGAUAGAAUUUGCCACUGUAAAUUACUUCACAAAAAGAGGAUGGGCGUGGGAUGGAAAAAGCAUAGUCAAUGAUAAGAAAAAAGAAAAAGCCUCAGUCAUUAAGAAAAACAAUGCCUACGCAGUGGCCGUUGCCAAUUAUGGACCAAACAUCACCAAGGACUCUGUUCUCCCAACCAUCUCCAAGAGUGCCACUACCAUUUCAGAAUCCCACAAAGCCAAACAAGAAACCAAACCACAAGAAGCAAAGAAAACAUUUAACAGUGUUAGCAAAAUUGAUAGAAUGUCCAGAAUAGUAUUUCCAGUUUUAUUUGGCACAUUCAACUUGGUGUACUGGGCCACAUAUCUAAACAGGGAACCUGUUUUGCAUGGGUUUGCACCAUCACACUAAAACCUUAACUUUAUGCUGAGGGUAUCUAACAUCAUUAUGAUCAAGUUGUUUUCCUAUGUACACUACGACUAAUAACUGCUAACCAGUGAACUAAUAUGUACAGGAUGUAUAUAGGUAUCAUGUUUGUUUAUCUCCAAAGGAGGUGCACAGAGCUUUAGUCAUGGGAUCUGUAAGCAGAUGGCACCCAUGGCAAAUAUAUUCUGCUCUCCUAUUUAUGUGACUUCUCCUAAAUUUGGAUUUAAAUAUGCUGAAUUAUAUCCAUACAAACCACAUAUAGUCCUACAUAACUAUUUAGUAACACUAUUUUUUUAAUUUAAAGUUUAAGAUAUUUUUCUAUGAAACAACUGAUUCUACUUUAAUGCAAAGAAGCUACCAUUUAAAAAGAGAAUGAUUUUUUUAAAAAAAGAGUAAUCUUAAUAAUUUCUUACAGUAUCAGUGCCCAUGUAAAUAUUAUAGAUGUGUGGUGAUCAUAAGUACUCUCCUGUUAGCAAUCAUUAAGAAUGCAAGUUGUGCAUAAAAGCAUCAGAAUGUCAGAGAUAAUAAUUUCUUUUAAUCAAGUUUUAAAGUUGCUGUGGACUUAUCCUGUGAUGUGGUCAGUGGUCUGUUGAUAAGCAAAAGGAUUGCACUUGGAGAUUACUUCCAACAAUACAAGGAAAUAAUUGAAUCUAUACCCAUUAUAGAAGAUGUUGACAACAUACAGAGAAAACAUCUAUGAGACCCAAAACUAAACUACUAAGCAUAUGUUGUUGAUUUCUAGUUAUAUUAAUUCAAUCGUUUGUUUUACUUAUUUGCCCUCUUCUGUCUCCAGUGCAAAACUGUGCAGAAGUUCAAAGAGAAACAAUAUUGAUUAAUAAGACAACCUCCAUAUAUUCAAGUCACUGUAAAUGUUUUUGUAGAUUGCUUCAUGCGAGCACCUUUUUGUGGCCCUUUUGGUUCUGAAAUGUAUAUUUUAUUACAGACAAGAGAUAUUUUUAUGCCAACUGGGACAACAAAUUUGGAAGCCUAUGUUUUAAACCAGCAGAGGCUUAAACAGGAUAGAAUUUAACCAGAAAAUUUAAGGAAGACUCAUUUCUUCUCAGAGAGAUAUACUUCCUAUUAGAAAUAGAAAAGGCUAUUGAAAAUAGAACAACAAUAUAUGCAGAUAGCUUCAGACAUACUGCUGAACUGCAUGGAUGUUUUUGAACAUUAACAUGAAGAUUUAUUGUUACUUGGAAAAAGAUUCCUUGUCUGAUGAAUUUAAUGAUUUGACAUCCAAACAGAAUUUCUCUCUUCCUGUCCUGUCCUGUCCUGCCCUGCCCAUUCUUGUCCUGCAGAAUUACUUUUUCUCUCCUUUCCUUUCAUUCAAUUUUUUGUUCCCUUCAUUCCAUUUCUAUCCCUUCAUUUUUUCUUUUUUUUAAAUAAAAUUUUAUUGAUUUUCUUUUACAUACACAUGUUAAUUUUUUAACCAACCAGCAGUCUGGGCUCAGCUAUGCUAAUACAUAUUCAAUUCCUAAUCCUUCAUUCUUUCCUCUAGCCAACAAUAAAAUAAGUCCCAAUUUUGGUAGUAAUCUAUGUCUAUCUUUCAAUCUCAUAGUUAAUCUGUCCAUCUCUGCUCAUUCCAAUAUUUUUCUGAUUAUUUCUUCCUCUGAUGGUUCUUCCAAUAUUGCGCAAAGAUUAUUCUUGCUGCUGUGGUGACGUGUAAAAUCAAAUAUAGACUUUGCUUAUUAAUCUUUUCAGGCAUUACACCUAGUAAGAAAAGUUCAGGUUUAAAAUAAACAUGCUUGUAACUUGUAUGUUUCGCCUUUUAUCUUCAGUCCUUUAAUUUCUGCAUCUUGUCUAAUCCUUCUAUUUAGAACUUCCAAAGUGGGGAUAAUGGACAUCCUUGCCUUGUGUCUUUUCGUAUCUCAAAGCUCUCAGUACAGUCUCCAUUCACAAUCAUUUUGCUGUUUGGUUGCCAUAUAUUGCUUUUAUCAUAUUUGUAAAGUUCUUUCCAAAGUCCAUUAUUUGUAGUUGUUGAGUCAUAAAUUGCCAAGAAAUGUUGUCAAAUGCCUUUUGGGCACCUAAAAA
Molecule: messenger RNA, 2649 nt
Organism: Crotalus tigris (Tiger rattlesnake)
Lineage: Eukaryota; Metazoa; Chordata; Lepidosauria; Squamata; Viperidae
Product: gamma-aminobutyric acid receptor subunit alpha-2-like
Exons: 3
Coding region: 1-603 (200 amino acids)
Biological process (GO): nervous system process; synaptic transmission, GABAergic; chloride transport
Cellular component (GO): synapse; dendrite membrane; postsynapse
Molecular function (GO): benzodiazepine receptor activity; inhibitory extracellular ligand-gated monoatomic ion channel activity; GABA-gated chloride ion channel activity
Source: RefSeq, a predicted model, not a curated record